Molecule: messenger RNA, 1194 nt
Organism: Podospora anserina S mat+
Lineage: Eukaryota; Fungi; Ascomycota; Sordariomycetes; Sordariales; Podosporaceae
Exons: 2
Coding region: 1-1194 (397 amino acids)
Source: RefSeq, a predicted model, not a curated record
AUGCAAGCGGACCGAGGCUGUAACGUCGUGGGCCCCCCCAGCGGACAGUCCCUCGCUCUACCUGCAGGAGGUGUCUUUACUGGUGAAAUGGCCGAGAACCGCGCCUUCACCACUCUCUCCUACAAUGGUGAUCUCACGACAGACUGGACAGACGGACGGGACCACCCUGUGAACUGGACCGGCCCCAGCACAGGAGAGGGCUGUCUGGUUAACAACCCUGACGGGUUUGGUGGUCCGUUACAUACCCAGAACGAGACCAGGGCCACAGGCACUGCGCUGGCGAUUUCGUACAAUUCCAACUUGGCGAAGGUGAAUAUGGAGAAUUUGGUUGUCAUCUCUGUCGCCCCCAACACCCCCUGGAAACGCCUAGUCGACUACCCCAUCCCCGCCGACCUCCCCCCCUGCGCCCCAGGCCAAUGCUACUGCGCCUGGCUCUGGGUGCCCGACGGAUGCGGCGAGCCAAACAUGUACAUGCAAAACUUCCGCUGCCACGUUCCAGGGAGCACGUCAGUUCGUCGGUUGGGCAUUGCCCAGCCCCCAGUGUAUUGUGCGAAUAACCCCUCUGCUUGCGUCAAAGGUCCAAAACAGAUGAUCGCCUGGCAUCAGCGGACGGGCAACAAUGUUGUCACCCCGGGGGACGUCACACCGCCGUAUAACUCCAAGAUGGGCUUUUUCCCAGGAGCGCAGAACGAUAUCUUUGAGACGAGGGUGGGGUGUUUUGUUGAUUCUGACUCUCCUCGCGUUCUGCCGCAUCAGAUCAGUAGCAUUACCGGUGGUAUGACAACGGAGAAGUGUAUUUCUGCCUGUGAGACGGCGGGAUAUUUCUAUGCGGGAGUCGAAUACAGCACCGAAUGCUUUUGCGGCAACUCCCAGCCUGGGUCGGGGUUGUUGGUGGCUGAUGGGCAGUGUGAUAUGCCUUGCGCGGGUGACGGGGGAGAAACGUGUGGAGCGGGGUGGAGGAUUGAGGUUUAUGGGACGGCGAAGUACCCGGCUAGUUCUUACACUCCUGCUGUGCCGCCUGUUUUGACUACGUCGACGUGGCUGUAUCUUUGUCCUGAGGUUCAAUGGGGUGGGAGUUGCGAGAAUAUCAGGGUUGGGCACGCGGAGAAGUGUGUCAGUUUGGCGGGGACUGACAUUUAUAAGAGAGUUAGGUCUGCUGGGCCGGAUAUGGGGAGGUGUGUGUUGUUUAGGUGA